CGGUAAUCGAUUAGAUUCGCAUUUUACAGUAAUCGAUAAACAUCGAAUCGAUUCCCCGCCCCCGAAGUUUUUAAAGGGGCCUCGUCUCGCACCAACAGUUGCGCGUUCUCCGCAAACAGCGUAGUUCGUUUUUUUUGUCCGUGUACGCGACUUGACGCCCUUAGAAACCUAUCCUUUCCGCAUAAUACCAAACAUCCCCGCCUUCUCAAGACUCGGAGCGAUGGCUUCGUAGCGAAGUCAACGAAAAAAAAAACGCCGGGACCGCGCGAGAGGUCGCCUCAGCCGGAGGCCUAACUCAGGCUUCCCGCGGGGUUUCCUAGGCGAGGCUGCCGUAGACAUGACGACUCCGAGCACCGAGCGGCAUUGGGUGUCGCGGCUGCUCGCCGCCGUGUUCUACGGCCUCUGCUCGUUCCUCAUCGUCAUCGUGAACAAGCAAGUGCUCACGAGCUACGGGUUUCCCUCUUCGCUGUUCCUGGGCGUCGGGCAGAUGUUGGUGACGCUGGUGCUGCUGCAUGUUGGACGGGUGUGUGGUCUCGUGUCCUUCCCAUACUUCGACAGAAACCUCCCCAAGAAGAUCUUCCCUUUACCGCUCAUCUAUCUGGGGAACCAUAUCACCGGCCUCAUCAGCACCAAGAGACUCAGCCUCCCAAUGUUCACGGUGCUGCGGAAAUUCUCCAUCCUCUUCACCAUGGUGGGCGAGAUGUUCAUCCUCGGAAAAACAACGUCACUCCCUAUCCAGUUGACUGUGGCCAUGAUGAUGGGCGGGGCCAUCUUCGCCGCCAGCUCUGACCUGGCGUUUGACCCCGUGGGCUACACCUUCAUCCUGGCCAACGACCUUUUCACCGCCGCAAACGGCGUCUACACCAAACAGAAACUCGACUCCCAGGAGCUGGGGAAAUACGGCCUACUCUACUACAACGCCGUGUUCAUGAUCGUGCCCGCCGCUCUGGCGUGCGCGUACACAGGCGAUCUGCAACUGGCGCUGGACUUUGAGGGCUGGAGCAACCCCUGGUUCGUCGUACACUUCACCUUCGCCUGCUUCAUGGGGUUCAUCUUGCUCUUCUCCAUCAUCCUUUGCACACAGUACAAUUCUGCCCUCACCACCACCAUCGUCGGCUGCCUGAAGAACGUGUCGGUGGCCUAUAUCGGCAUGCUGGUGGGAGGUGACUACAUCUUCUCAUGGCCCAACUUCGUGGGUCUAAACAUUUGCAUCAGCGGAGGCGUCCUUUACUCCUUCCUCACGUUCCGGGAGUCGCCGACUGAGAAGCAGGGAGGCUGAUCCGGGCGACGCCAGGGCCCGUGCACGCGUCUCCCCCAACGCCCGCUCGCUAGCGCCAGGGUCCGUACGUGCAAGGGGCAUGCGCGUGAUGCUACGGUCACGUGUGAGCGUGUCCCCGCUCACACGUGCGCAUGUCCGCACUCACCUUGCUGAGGGGGGGGGGGGGGGGGGGGGGGGGGGGGGGGGGGGGGGGGAGUGGCUGCCCUGCAAACAUUGUGAUAACCCACAAGAGAUCAUGGUCCAGAAAGUUUAUCGAGCUUUUGUCGAGAGCAGGGCGAGCGAGUUAAUUCCGUUUGUUGGCGCGGUCGUCCACAGGGAGAUAAUGCAAUCGAACGCCAUCAAAAGUGUAAAGUGUUCCAGCGAAGGCAGAAUAUGUUCGCUUGCACAAAUUAUAUAUAUAUCAAUAUAUUACGUGGGUUAUCAGGUUUUUCAGGACACCUCUCGAUCAAUUCCCACAACUGUUUACAGCGGACGGACGUACGAUCAGCACAAUCGUCGUAUCUUAAAAUCAACUUGUGAAGUGACUGGCCGAAAUAUAGAUUUUUUUUUUUUUAAAUACGUCCGUUUUGGUAUAUUCAGGAGCGCAGGGAUUUGCAAACGCUUAUCUUUGCAUGUAAAGCUGAGGGGUUUUGCACAGCCAGCAUAACGAAUUGCUUCACCUUGCAGUGGAUAAUGACUCGGCUCUAUACCACAGGACCUUUAAGCCAUGACUAUGAACUCGCACUGACCAGCGUGGUGAAGUAUGGGUGAAACAAUCUCCAUGAACUAGCGCGGAAUAAAAAGCCUUUAUCAAACGGUGCAUUGGAUUAAAAAAAGGUGACAUGCUAGAUUUUUUUAGAGUAUAUUUGGGUCACAUUGCAAUACUUGACCUUUUUGGGUGUCUUUUACCUGGAAUAUAACUUAAUUUUUAAUUAUGUAUCUAUCAUUGGAUUCACUGGUGUCUUUAUUUGAAACCCCUCAAUAGCACAUUAAGAUUAAUGGCACCUGUUGUCAAGGAAAGGUGGGAAUCUACGGUUACAAGGGGAAUUUUUUUACACUUUUAAACAAUAAAACGUGCAAUUUUUACAAUGUGUGUAAAACAGGAAACUUGCUGUUGGGAUAAAGGAAUCUGACACGACGACGUUGCUAGGUUAACUGGGUGUGUGGGUUUUACACAAGAUUGUUAUAUUGGUUAUAUUUACAAUAUAGGGUGUGAAGAAUCUGGUUUUUAUAUUUUCUGUAAUGCAGAAUUGGACGGUGUACGUGUGCAUGUGUAUAACAAUGACCGUGGUUGUACUUUUUUUUAUUCACAAGCAUUUAUUUUUAAUUAUAAAAGAUUGCUAAACAUCCCAAUUUUAAAACAUACAAAAUUGCACACUUAAGCCACACUUCCCAACGUGGUUGCUUUGUCAUUACCACUGGUUAAUGCUGUGGCAGCCGUCCCAGUGCCGUAUUCAGUAGCCAGGAAUCCCCCCACAAAGCCUUGCCCAGCAUAACGCGGCUAAUGAUGAUGAUUAAGCAUCACCAAUCCCUGUCCCAUCACCUCCCUUCCAGUGGCACACAUGAUGGGAACGGAGGAGAGAUUUUUUUAAAAAAAAAUUCAUUUCCUUCCAAACUAUUUUCGUGGUAUCCGAGUGGUCGAUUGACCUCACCGGAUGAUCGGUAAGGGUCUCGUCGAUUCACGUAAUUAAUCUGGAGAGCCCACCGCUGUUUGCGAGCGCUAAGUAAAAAAAGGAAUUAAGGUAGCCAUUUGUAUUCGAAGCUAUUGCCUUAAGUAGACCCCAUGUAGAUAGCCGGGAGAGUCGUGCGUGGUAUAAUCAAGCCACACCAAGUGUGCUCACUUUUGCACUUACAUGCAGUCACUGUUCUACUGUCGUGCCUUUUCGUGAUGGGGAGAGUGAGUUUGUGGGGAAGCAAUGCUAAUCAUUUGUGGAUAUUAUAGAUAGAAAUUACCAAUGAACUGGGUUUUUACUUUCAUUUUGGUCGGCGAUGACAUUGAGCGUGACGAUGACUGUGAACUACUAAACCAAAAGUCCUAAUCGCGACUGACUAUGACGAAGUACAACUAACUUUCUGUGUCAUAAUCGAAGACGCAGAUUUGGGUCAUAAAGUAACGCGAUGAGCGACUGCAGUGCAAUGACAACUUUGAAUGGUAAUUGGUAGUUGCCAAUAUAUGUACUCUACAUAACAACAUGUUUUAUGAGUUCACUGAUUGGCCGUACUGAUAAUAUUGGGGGUGAGGGAGUAUGGAAAUAGUUCACCACUCGCCAACAUUGAAAAACUCGGAGUGGACUCAAUAUUUGACCAAUUUAGUCCUUCAGACGUCGAAGAUGACUAUUAAAUGCACAGUGAAACUUGACUUAAAAUUCCAAAAGUUAUAAGAUGGGCUUAAGACUGUGACAAAAAUAAACAAUGCUAACUUAAUUUACACUUAGGUGUGAGGGUAUGUGUGUCGCAUGAUAUAAAACAUGCGUAAAAAAAUAAUUGUCUACGUUACGAUUGACUUUGAGGUGUAUGUGUAGUGAUGUUGCUACACUUUAAAUAAAUGUAUUUAAGGGAAUGGUUUUGGAUCUGAUUGAGCGUGACUGUCCAUCCCCCCCCCAAGCCAACCAGCCAGCC
Petromyzon marinus (sea lamprey) is the source of this 3877-nucleotide messenger RNA. RefSeq names its product nucleotide sugar transporter SLC35D2-like. NCBI's taxonomy places the organism in Eukaryota, Metazoa, Chordata, Hyperoartia, Petromyzontiformes, Petromyzontidae. The record is from RefSeq and is a predicted model, not a curated record.